GUCAAGAACAGCUCUUAACUCUUUAUUAAUUAAAUGACGAGAGGUGGCAAGUCGAAGGAUUAGUAUUCAAAAUACCCCAGUCACCUGCUAAGAAAACGCAUCUGAGAGUACAAAUGGACUGCUUCAUGUUUCUCCUGGUGAUGUGCUCCCUGUGCAAGUCGGGUCAGCUGCUUGCAACUGAAAGUUCUGAAGAUGACUAUCAGGAACAUCUGAACCAUUAUGGGGAACAUCCUGCAACAAUCGCCAUGGCCCAGUACAAGUGCUUCCAGCGGAUGGUGAGAGGAGACAAUCACCGCAAAUCCCAAACAAUGGGACCAAUGUGCAACAUGACAUGGGAUGGUUGGUUGUGCUGGGAUGAAACCGAAGCAGGACUCUUAACAGAGCAGAGCUGCCCAGACUAUUAUAAAGACUUUGACCCUCAUGCGCUAGCAUCCAAAGUCUGUACGGAAACAGGCAAUUGGUGGCGUCACCCAGAGAGCAACCGGACAUGGACAAACUUUACCAACUGCCAAGCCAAUACAACACAUCAUGGCACGGUGGCAAUGACUCAUUUCUAUCUGGUCAUGAUUGGUCACGGGCUGUCAAUGGUCUCAUUGAUCAUAUCACUGGGAAUAUUCUUCCAUUUUAAGAGUCUGAGCUGCCAGAGGAUCACACUACACAAGAACCUCUUUGUGUCAUUCGUUCUGAACUCUGUCAUCACUGUUGUGUGGCUGACAAAGGUGGCCAAGAAACAAGGGUAUACGUACAACGACUCAGCGAGCUGCAAGCUGCUCAUGUUCAUCCACCUCUACCUGUUGAGCUGCAACUACUUCUGGAUGCUGUGUGAGGGCAUCUACCUGCACACUCUGAUUGUGGUGGCCGUGUUUGCAGAGAAACAGCAUCUCAUGUGGUAUUAUCUGCUUGGCUGGGGUUUCCCCCUGGUGCCAGCACUGUUGCAUUCCAUAGCACGCCACUGCUACUAUAAUGACAAGUGCUGGGUUAGCUCGGAUACAUCCCUACUGUACAUCAUCCAUGGGCCGAUCUGCGCUGCAUUGGUGGUGAACCUCUUUUUCCUUUUGAACAUUGUGCGGGUUCUCAUCACUAAACUGAGAGUUACACACCAGGCUGAGUCCAGCCUGUACAUGCGGGCGGUGAGGGCCACACUCAUCCUCAUUCCGCUGCUCGGCAUUCAGUUUGUGCUGCUGCCUUACAAGCCUCAGGAGCACUGGGUCUCUGAGAUAUAUCUCUACGUCAUGGAGAUCCUCAUGCACUAUCAGGGUCUCCUUGUGUCCACCAUAUUCUGCUUCUUUAAUGGGGAGGUUCAGAGCGUUCUGCGGAGACACUGGAAUCAGCAGCAGAUGCAGUUUGCCGGCACAUUUGUCAACGCCGACCUCUUCCGCUCGGCCUCCUACGUGGCGUCAUCGCUCACCGAGGUCCACCGUUGCUACAGCAUCGAAAGUCACACCGAGCAGACUAACGGAAAAACCUAUUCGGACAUAUUCCGAUCUGACAGCCCAUUUGUGUGACAAGGACUUUACGCUCAGAAGGCAUUCAGAUUCUUGAAGAGGAUUCAAGGAAGUGAGAUUUUUCAUCUUUUUACAACUUUUUUGUUGAGUGGGCCAUUUUCUAUGAAUAGAAAAUGGCCCACUCAACGAGAGGUCUUUCUCACAUCCAGGGGAUUUAACAACAACAAUGACAACAACACCACCAACAACAAUGUAUUUUCAGGCAUUUUAAAGACCCAAUGAAGCUGCUCAGCCUAGAGUCAGUUUUCAACAAGACUAGCUGAUAUACACUACUCAUAAAAAUUUAAGGGUAUUAGUCUUUCGGUUGAAAUUUCAGGAUGAACCUAAAAUGCGCUAUAACCUUUCCAGGUUAACUUAAUUUCACCUUCUCUAAACUUUUGAAUGAGCAUGUGCUGCCUAUGUUAAUUUUGCUGCUUGUUCAAGAACAGCAAGUUGUGCAGAAAGCACUGUAACAUUGAACAUUUGCACGUGUGCGUUGAAAGGUUCACCUGCAGUGCAUUUUAAGUCCAUCCUGAAAUAUCUAUCCCAAAUAUCCCUAACUUUUUUGUGAGUAGUGUACAUAUUUGUCAAAGCAUGUGGCGUUGUAGUCACUUUUUUUUUUGACAUUUUCUUCUGCUAUCUAAUUUUUUAGUGUGGCACGUUUUGUCUCUGUUUAUUAUUAUUAUUAUUAUUAUUAUUAUUAUUAUUAUUAUUAUUUAUAAUUCCGUCAAUGCGCCACAAUUAAUGAGGUUCAUAUUUUUCUUAUUCCAAAAUGCUGGAGAAGAGAUAAUGAAGUAAUGAAUAUCGUAUUGUAUAUAAAUGAAAUACUUUAUCUUGACUAUUUUUAUAGUGUGUAUUAAAAGUUGUUGUUAUGGUGCCUUGCUUCUCAUGUAGGUAACAUUGCUUUGUCAUAAGCAUUAACAUUGUAUAGACUUACAAAAUUAUAUUGUUGCUGUAAAUAAA
Molecule: messenger RNA, 2447 nt
Organism: Phycodurus eques (leafy seadragon)
Lineage: Eukaryota; Metazoa; Chordata; Actinopteri; Syngnathiformes; Syngnathidae
Product: calcitonin gene-related peptide type 1 receptor-like
Exons: 13
Coding region: 114-1505 (463 amino acids)
Biological process (GO): angiogenesis; cell surface receptor signaling pathway; adenylate cyclase-activating G protein-coupled receptor signaling pathway
Cellular component (GO): plasma membrane
Molecular function (GO): adrenomedullin receptor activity; calcitonin gene-related peptide receptor activity; calcitonin receptor activity
Source: RefSeq, a predicted model, not a curated record